Messenger RNA from Uloborus diversus, 2706 nucleotides. RefSeq lists its product as uncharacterized. The transcript is spliced from 2 exons. The coding region runs from base 1 to 2706 and encodes 901 amino acids. The record is from RefSeq and is a predicted model, not a curated record. Lineage: Eukaryota; Metazoa; Arthropoda; Arachnida; Araneae; Uloboridae.
AUGGUCACGUUAACCCUGCAGAAUACCGAGUUACCAAAAUUUUGGGAUUUAGAAGUUUUAGGAAUUAAAGAUCCAAUAGAAAGAAAAAAUAAGAUCCUUCUUGAAGAAGAAACUCUAACCCAUUUCAGAGAAACCUUAGAAGUUCUAGAAGGCGGACGAUAUGAAGUAGCUUUACCUUGGUUGUCUGGACAUCCACCUGUAUAUGAUAUGUACGAUGUCGCUGAAUCCAGACUACGUUCAGUAACAAAACGUCUAUUAAAAGAAAACAUCUACGAUGUGUACGAUGAUGUUUUGAGACAGUGGCAAAGAGAAGGUAUAAUUGAAGCUGUACCGCAGGACGAAAUUUCGAAACCUGGUCAUUAUCUUCCUCACAGGCCCGUUAUCAAACCAUCAAGUGCUACAACUAAGGUUCGACCAGUCUUCGAUGCCUCCUUUAAACGACCAGGUUAUGCUUCUCUAAACGAAUGCUUGAGUGUUGGACCUAGUCUUUCGGAACAGAUUCCCCCACUUCUGUUAAGAUUUCGCACUGGUUCUAUAGGAGUGAUUGCUGAUAUAAAACAAGCUUUCUUACAAUUGAGUGUCAAACCGGAGGAUCGUGAUUUUUUAAGAUUCUUGUGGUGGAAUUUCAAAGAUCGAUCAAAAUUAGAAUUCUGGAGGCAUUGUCGAGUAGUCUUUGGAGUGACUUCGAGUCCAUUUCUCUUGAAUGCUAGUAUUCGUCACCACCUUAAUUCAAAGGAAUACCAACUUGAAUCUCUUCAGCCGAUUGUCGAGAAACUUAAAAAGGGUUUCUAUGUAGACAAUUUGACUACCAGCGUUGAGGACCAAGAAGAGUUGGUGGAGUUCAAGACUGAGACGAUGAAGAUAAUGAAUGCUGCUUCGUUUGAAUUAAGAUGUUGGGCUCACAGUGGAGAUCAGAACCAGGAACGUCAAAAUGUUCUUGGUCUCGAGUGGGAUACAAAGACUGAUGAGCUGUACUGUGUUGGUCCUGAUAUAAGUUCCGUUGAAGUUGUAUCCAAGAGAAAAUUACUUUCCGUUGUUAACAGCAUAUAUGAUCCUGUGGGUUUCACAUCUCCUGCGACACUGUUACCAAAAUUGUUACUCCAAGAGGCUUGGCGCAAUAAGUUGGACUGGGACGAACAGUUGCCUUCCGAAAUGCAGUUACGCUAUCAACGAUGGGCAAAGCAUUUAGAUCUUAUCCAGAAAUGUAGGAUCCCUCGUAGGAUAUUGCAUGGAACUUUCGAAAGGGCCAGUUUACACAUAUUUACAGAUGCAUCGGCUCAUGGGUAUGCCUGCUGUGCCUUUCUACGAUGUGGAGAAGAGGAAGAAGUGAGAGUCUCAUUAGUUUCAGCAAAGGCUAGAGUAGCUCCUCUUCAGAGACCAACAAUUCCACGAUUGGAGCUUUUAGGAGCCGCUAUUGGAGCUAGAAUUGCUUCAACAAUAUUAGAAACAUUUAAUUUGCCUUUAAAGACGUAUUUUUGGACAGAUUCCAUGAUAGUUCUGGGAUGGAUUACUAAAACAGAACCCUGGAAUACGUUUGUAGGUAACAGAGUGAAAGAAAUACGAGAACUUACAAACAUAGAAGAUUGGAGAUUUGUCCCUGGAGAUAUCAAUCCAGCAGACUUACCUUCCCGCUCAUGUGAUUGGUCUGAACUUUUACGGAGUCAAUGGUGGGAGGGUCCAAAGUGGCUUUAUGAACGUCCAGAAUUUUGGCCUUACACUGAGAUCAUUCUUCCUGACGAAGCGAUGUUAGAACGACGGAAGUCAGUAGCUGUUAAUCUAAAUAUUGAAGCAAAGGAGCAUUUUGGAAAUAGAUUUUUAUACUUUUCCAGUUAUCCAAGGAUCAUCCGCUUGACAGCCUGGGUAUUGAGAUUUUGCCAGAAUAUCAAAGUGAAUUCUUCCAAGUUGACCAAGGAGCUGUCAUACGAAGAAAUUCGAAGGGGUGAGGAAACUCUGAUACGAAUAAUACAAUCAGAAUGGCCAACUGACAUUAGGGAGAAAUACUCUCAGACAAUUCAGUUUUACGAAGAAAAUGAAAUAUUGAAAGUUCGAUCAAGGCUAAUCCUAGGGCAAGAUCCAGAAGAUUUUGUACGACCCAUAGUUUUGCCAGAUCAUCCAAUUGUCAGAAGACUUAUAGAAUAUACUCAUAAGUCACUUCACCAUGCAGGCGUACAAACUACCUUGUCUCAUCUACGUGACCGAUUUUGGAUUCCUCGGGGACGGAAAGUUGUUAGAGAAGUUUUACAGAAGUGUAUGACAUGUAAGAGGUAUACAUCAAAACCUGUAGUACCAGUUGUUCCUGCUCCUCUUCCUAUUGAUAGGAUCAAUCGUGUAGCUGCAUUUCAAGUGACUGGGGCUGAUCUGGCAGAAAACACAAAACGUUUAAAUUGGCCUUUAGGACGUAUCAUCAAACUAUAUCAAGGUAAGGAUAACAUCGAACGAGUAGUUAGAUUACGUGUGGCUAAUGGAGAAAUCAUCCGUCCAGUUCAAAGAGUCUAUCCUUUGGAAAUUAGUUCUCCUGAUAUCUCCAAAGAUAUACACGAAAAUGUGGAAGGUGCUUCUGAUAUUAUUGAUGAUGAUAUUGGAGUACCUGUUGCUUCAAAUGAAAAAUGCUGUCAAUCUGAAGCAUUCCCUCAAGAAAAAUUACAGGCUGUGAAACAAACGCGGUUUGGUCGACGAGUUGUUCCUGUGAAACGCCUGGACUUAUAG